CGAAAACAUUUUCUAUAGAGAAAAAAAAACAUCUCUAUUAGCCGCAGCUGCGUCACACACAUGUGUUGAAAAAAAAAUAAAAUAAAAGCUACCCAUUACAAACUUCAACAACGGUGAAUGAGUGAUUUGAGUGAAGCAAACAACGUCAGUUGAGCACCAGUCGCUCUUUCUUUGACACUUCUCUGUCAAUACUGCCAAUUCUAAACCAGAAUUCAUUUUUGGAAUAACACAAAUGCUGGCCAGCACAUUCCAUCAUCAAAAUGACCGGAACGAUUCAGGAAAACUUGCGACAGGAUUAGGAGAUUUAUACAACGAAACACCCGUCAAAUCAAAACGAAGUUACAAUACUGUCAAAAAAUUAUCAAAAUCACAAGCCACACAAUUAUGUCUAGUUUGCGGUGAUUUAGCUUCAGGUUUUCAUUACGGCGUUCUCUCUUGCGAAGGAUGCAAAGGAUUCUUUCGGCGGAGUAUAGUGAAGAAAGAAGUUUACCAGUGCAAAUACGAUAGCAGUUGCGACAUUGACAUGUACAUGAGGCGCAAGUGCCAACAAUGCCGGUUGAAAAAGUGCCUGACGGUUGGCAUGCGCUCGGAAGGAAAAGUCUCGACGACGGUGAGUGUCGUCAUGAAAUCGGCCAGGGGAAAAGAAACGACCAAACAAAUCAGCGCCGAUGUCGAGAAUUUAAUCAACCGACUGAUUUACUACCAGGCGGAAUUUGAAGUACCCUCUGAAGACGACAUGAAAAAGAUUUCGAUGCCAGGAAUGUACGAAUCGGAAGCCGAAUUUCAAUUCAAACACAUGACCGAGAUGACGAUCCUGACGGUGAAAUUGACGGUGGAUUUUUCCAAACGAUUGCCCGGCUUCGAUUCGUUACUCCGCCAGGAUCAAAUCACGCUACUCAAAGCCUGUUCGAGCGAGGUGAUGAUGUUGCGUUGCGCCCGACGCUACGAUCCCAAAACGGAUUCGAUCCUCUUCGCCAACAACUCGUCGUACACUCGAGAAACGUACCGCAUUGCCGGACUCGGCGACACGGUUGAUUCGAUUUUCCGCUUUGGCAAAACACUUUGCCAAAUGAAAAUCGACAAUGCAGAGUACGCACUUCUCACGGCCAUUGAUAUUUUCUCGGAAAGAUCUGGAUUGGUGGAGGCUCGAAAAGUGGAAAACAUUCAAAAUAUUUACGUUGAAGCACUGCAAGAUUACGUGGUGAAUCAACGAACGUAUCGCCCAAUGAACCAUUUAGCUAAGCUCCUAUCGAUCCUAAUUGAGUUGCGCACGCUCAGCAACCUUAACUCUCAAAUGUGCAACUCGUUGAAGCUCAAAAACAAGAAACUGCCACCUAUUCUAGUCGAAAUAUGGGAUGUCUAAUUUUAAGGUGAAAAAGAAAUUAAUUUAAUUAAAAAACAAUAUGGGAAUACACUAAUUAAAUAACGCACAAGAGAAAAUCGCUUGCAAGUUUGGAAUGGCGACGUAGUGGAGAGAGCGAGGGCAACAACCGAUGUUCAGAAUAUAAAUCAAAUUGCGUAUUGUAAUCGUGAUUAAGCAGUUUUACUACAGAGCUCAAUGAAACCCAUACAAGUCAAUAACAUGUGCGUAUCAUAACUAUUUUAAACAGAUGAGUGAUGAACUGAUUAAGUCCAAAUCAAAUAUUGUUUAGGAACACGCAAAUUGUCAACAUACAGUAUGACCACAAGCUGUUGACAGAUAGAGGUUUAAUGUUCAACUAGGUUUCUAUGUACUUAGUAGGCCCUACAUGCAAAAACCCUUGAUAAAGACAUAAUGAUGUUCUUCCCAGGCUAAGAUAACAAGGUUUCAAUAUUUUGAAAUCACAUCAACAACCGAAUAGUUACCAAACGAAUUAAUUUUCUCAGAAAUAGAAAUAGCCUCUGAGAAUAGCUAUUGUGCCGCAAAAUGAACCUCAUCGCUGUUUGCGAGAAGCGCAUGACGAAUUGUAUAUGAAAAAGCCGAACCGAUUGAACGCAAAAUGAAAAGAGAACUUUCCCAAGCAUUACGCAUUGAAUUAAUAAAAUUGGUAAUGACAAAACAAUGGGAAAUCAGUAACAUACAUACAGUCAUAGGAACCGAAUCCAUAAUUCGGUUAAAAAUUGUGAUAGUUAAGUGUUGCUGAACCCAAGAUUCAUUGCCAUGACAGCCUGAACAUCGUCUGCUUGUUGAAGUGUUUUGAAUUUUGUGCUUUUGCUUAUUUCUUUUAAAUCGAAAAAACAAAAAUACAAAAUAAAAGUCUACGAAAACCAUUUAAGUAUCUGUGAAAAUGCUCAAUCUUUUUUUAAAGAAAAACAAACUGUUUCAUCUCAACAAAUGUUAUCAUCAAUUUUCUAGUUCUUCAUUAAUCAAAGGCAUUU
Molecule: messenger RNA, 2358 nt
Organism: Daphnia pulicaria
Lineage: Eukaryota; Metazoa; Arthropoda; Branchiopoda; Diplostraca; Daphniidae
Product: ecdysone receptor-like
Exons: 4
Coding region: 233-1363 (376 amino acids)
Biological process (GO): negative regulation of transcription by RNA polymerase II; cell differentiation; ecdysone receptor signaling pathway
Cellular component (GO): nucleus
Molecular function (GO): ecdysone binding; RNA polymerase II cis-regulatory region sequence-specific DNA binding; nuclear receptor activity
Source: RefSeq, a predicted model, not a curated record